Drosophila eugracilis is the source of this 4775-nucleotide messenger RNA. RefSeq names its product acetylcholine receptor subunit alpha-like (gene nAChRalpha3). Lineage: Eukaryota; Metazoa; Arthropoda; Insecta; Diptera; Drosophilidae. The transcript is spliced from 12 exons. Gene Ontology annotation, cellular component: postsynaptic membrane; synapse; neuron projection. Gene Ontology annotation, biological process: monoatomic ion transmembrane transport; nervous system process; regulation of membrane potential. The record is from RefSeq and is a predicted model, not a curated record. Gene Ontology annotation, molecular function: acetylcholine-gated monoatomic cation-selective channel activity; transmembrane signaling receptor activity. The coding region runs from base 2396 to 4768 and encodes 790 amino acids.
UUAAUGCCAUGCACGUGUGCAAUGCAGGGAGGGAUGGGCGAAGGACGAAGGACCCUCGAUUGCAGACUUCAGACUGCAAACUGCACAUGGCGCACUGCCUCGAAUUUUCAUAAAUAAAUUGAUUUGCUCCAGCUGGUGUAAUUGUGGCUAACUGCGGUUAGCAUUAAUGACUGUCAAUUGCCACUUACCUUAUUAGCUGAAAUGGAUGCGUAAACUUUACUCAGCACAUGGCUUUAAUUAGAAACUGCAAUUGCAGAAAUGCUUCGAAUUCUUAGAAUAUUCUUUUGUAAAAUUUAAAAAAUUAUUUUAACUAUUUUCUGGCCUCUUUGAAGAAAAUCUGUUCACUGUUUGCUUUAAAUAUUACCGAUGCACAGAAUUGGACAAAUGGUAGUUAGAAUAUCUAUGAAAUUCAAGAUGUUUAUUAAGAAGAGAAGAAUUUUUAUUUUUUGAUAUCAUAUUAAUAAGGGAAAUUUCUAACUGUGAAAUUUCAACUAGAAAACAAUUUCAAUUGACAAUCCAUCACACAUACGCAGCGUUGACAUGCUGAAAAUAAGAAGUGAUAGAUAAUAGAAAAGUAAAAAAUGUAAUUUAAGGAAAUUAAAAUCCAAGCUAUUUAAGCAAUUAUAAGGGUUAAGAAGCACAAAAACCUUCGGGAAAUUCUUCUCUAGUCGCUUAUUUCGCAAUCAGUAGUAAUAAUUUUGACAAAUUCCAACUAAAAGUCGUUUCAUUCCCUCUUCACAACCUCCCCCUGUUUUCUAAAAAUUCCCGCUGUACAUUACGCAUCCGCAACGUUGGCCGGCUGGCAUUGAAAAACUGCAUUCUGCAUACUGCAUUCGCAGGAACAACAGCAACAGCAGCAAACGGAAAAAAAAAAAACAAAAAAAAAUAAGUCGUAUUCACCAAUUCACAUUCGCGGCAGACGGUGCGCAUGCCAGGGAAAUUUUAACAGAGGGGAAAUUCUUGUGCCGCAGCAAGGGCUUAACAGAAACUGUGCGAGUUUCAGUUGGCGAACAGCGGAUGGAACAGCAUUCUUGGCAGGAUGCGAGAAUGCCAACAUGAAACAGUAUGAAACAGGACUCAGCGCUGACGGCACGCGUUUCGCUUUGAGAGAGAGAGUUCCCAAAAGCCAAAAUCACAGAAAGCAGCAGCAAAAAACGCGCUAAAGUCGCCAGUUGUCGUUGUCGUCGUCGAAAGUUGAAAGUCGGUUGUCGGUUGCCGUUGUUUCUUGUUUCUUGUUCUUGCUGCCGUUGCAGUCGUCGCCGUCGUCGUCGUCGGUUGUGUUGUCGUCGUCGUUUUGUUGUUGGAUAAUUUUUUCGUUGUUGUAGCUAUUGUUGUUGUUGCCGCCGUCCCGCCGCCUCUGCCGCCCCGCCCCCUUCUCGUCUGUCUGUCUGCGUGAGCGUGUGUGCUGGUGUGUUGUGUCUGUGUCGCGCAUGUGACCGCCUCAGCUAAUAUAACUUAAAAAAACCAAGGCUAAAACUUCUAAACAAAUAUUCGAAAAUUCCGAAUGAAAAAAGGUGUGCUUGUAAGCCGAAGGAACCGAAUGCAAAUUGAAAACUAAAGUUUGAGGAAACCUAAAACAAAAACAAGGAAGCGAACCCGUGUCCGUGUGAAGAGGACCACGUGGGCCAGUGUGCGUGUGCCGAGAAGGUGUGUGUGUGUGGAUGAGGGGACACCACUACAGCAGCAGGCGAAAUACUUUUUGUGCCAAGGAUCUCUCCCUAACUAUAUCCCUUCGCGCUAUCUCUACUCUUCGCAGAAUAAAGGACGAAAUGGAGAUGGAGGAAUCGCAGGAAUGAAAAAAUGUAAAGCAAAGAAAGGACAACGAGGACAACAAAGAGCAAAACAAAGGCGAAAGAACUGGGAGGAGGCCACAAGAAACCGAAAUGAAACACACAUUUGAAGAAUUUUAAUCGAAAACUGCCAAGAAACAAAUAUAUUUACAAAUAUAUUUAUAUACCUAGUAAACCAAAAAAUGAACAUACAUUAACAUAUAUAUAUAUACAUAGAUAUAUAUUAUAUAGAGCAAUAUGUUAUAUUUACUAUGAAAUCGAGGAGGAGCAUAGACGCAACACUCAGAAUAAUAAUCGAUGUAAAUAAAUGCUGCCAAUUCGAGGACACUGCGAAUUAAAACUGCAACUGAGAUGCAUGAAACGCACAACAACAAUAAGCCAAAUCCACAUGAACAACACGUGAAGAGAAAGUUCACAUUUGCCGCAACAGCUGCGCCUGCGCCCUAAAAAACAAAAAUAUCAAAUUUGAUAGUCAGAUUGUGGCCGCCAUACCAGAAUAUUAUAUAUAUAUAUAUAUAUAUUUCCUGAAUAUAUAUAUAUAUGCGAUUGGGAAGAUCCAGCACCGCAGCACAGGCAACAAAAAAAAGCGUGCAGAGGGAAAUGAGAUGAAGUGGUUUCAAGUGACCAUAGAUAUGAUUCUUGUGCUUUCAUUUAUAUCAAGCAGCACAGCGAAUCCGGAUGCGAAACGAUUGUACGACGAUUUGCUGAGCAACUACAACAAACUGGUUAGGCCGGUGGUUAAUGUGACGGACGCCCUCACCGUUCGCAUUAAGCUGAAGCUAUCGCAACUGAUCGAUGUCAACCUGAAGAACCAGAUCAUGACCACCAAUCUGUGGGUGGAGCAGUCCUGGUACGACUACAAACUCAAGUGGGAGCCCAAAGAAUAUGGCGGUGUCGAGAUGCUCCACGUGCCCUCCGAUCACAUCUGGCGUCCGGACAUUGUCCUCUAUAACAACGCUGACGGCAACUUCGAGGUGACACUGGCCACCAAGGCUACGCUGAAUUACACGGGACGCGUCGAGUGGCGACCGCCGGCCAUUUACAAGAGCUCCUGCGAAAUCGACGUGGAGUACUUCCCCUUCGACGAGCAGACCUGCGUGAUGAAGUUCGGCAGCUGGACCUACGAUGGCUUUCAGGUGGAUCUGCGACACAUCGACGAGCUGAACGGCACCAAUGUCGUGGAGGUAGGCGUGGAUCUGUCCGAGUUCUACACGUCGGUCGAAUGGGAUAUCCUCGAAGUUCCUGCAGUGCGAAAUGAGAAGUUUUAUACGUGCUGCGAUGAGCCAUAUCUGGACAUCACCUUCAACAUCACAAUGCGCCGCAAGACCCUUUUCUACACGGUCAACCUGAUCAUUCCCUGCAUGGGCAUCAGUUUCCUCACCAUCCUUGUAUUCUACCUGCCGUCGGACAGUGGUGAGAAGGUCUCAUUAAGCAUAUCCAUUCUGCUGUCGCUCACUGUGUUCUUCCUGCUGCUGGCGGAAAUCAUUCCGCCCACAUCGCUGGUGGUGCCACUGCUAGGAAAGUUCGUGCUCUUCACCAUGAUACUGGAUACCUUCAGCAUCUGUGUGACGGUGUUAGUGCUGAACAUCCACUUCCGGUCGCCGCAGACGCACACGAUGGCUCCUUGGGUGCGGACCGUGUUUAUUAACCAGCUGCCCCGCUUCCUGGUCAUGCGGCGUCCGCUCUAUCCGAUCAGCGAGAUGAUAAAAUCCUCGCGGCGGCUCAUGGUGCGCACAUGCAACGGACUCGAACUGAGGGAUCAAAUACCACCGCUGCCACCGCCGGUGGCCUUGUCUCGCAUGCACCACAGCCCAAAGACGACAUCGCGUAGCACUUCGCCACAUUUUCAGCACCGUGCGCAGACCUACAACCUGAUGGAUGAGUGUGGCAUGGGUAUGGGCGGUGGCGGUGCCUCCACCAUUACCGGCCACUUGAGCUCCUUGUAUCCGCCGACCAUGUCGACGGCCAACCAGCAGACCUCGACAACAUCAUCGCUGAUCGACGCCCAGUACCACAAUCAGUAUCAGCAGACGGGUGGCUCGCUGCUAGACCAUCCGCUAACGCCCACCAAGUUCCGUCAGAUGACCUCGACCUCCAGCCAGACGGGUCAGAAUGGAAGCGGGAAUGGCGGUGGUGGCUAUGGUGGUCAUGGCCAAAGUGGCAGCGGAGGAGGUCACCUCUAUCGGCAGCAAUCGAGCUGCUCGGCGAACUUUUCGCCACUGCCGCAGCAUGCACACCAGGCGCACGCCUCCACCACCACCAGCGAUCUGGGCAUGGCCAAUCCGAAUGUGAUAAAGUCAACGACGACGGUUAACUCGGUGGCCACCGCAUCGACGCUGGCGGACUCCUGCUGCAGCGGCACUAUCCAGAUCCAUCAGGGCAUGGGCGCCGGGGCCGCUUGCCAGUCAUCGGAGCUCCUGCACCACCAGCAGUUGCACCACCAGCAGAUGCACCACCAACAACAGCAGCAUCAUCACCAGCGACCCACCACCUCAGCGGCAGCGGCAGCAGCAGCGGCAGCCGCCGGCGGACCCAGCACCUCGGCAGCGGCAGCAGCAGCGGCGGCGGCAGCGGCGGCCGGAACGCCACCCCCACCGCCUCCACCGGCGGGCGUCUGUGAUAUUCUGCCCGCCUGCCAGCGCGAGGGCGGACCGCACUGCUGCUCGGGGCGUGGCAAUGUACGCCAACGGUGGCACACCUGCCCGGAACUUCACAAGGCCAUGGACGGGGUCACCUACAUAGCCGAACAGACGCGCAAGGAGGAGGAGAGCACAAGGGUGAAAGAGGACUGGAAGUACGUGGCCAUGGUGCUGGAUCGUCUGUUCCUGUGGAUCUUCACAAUAGCCGUUGUCGUCGGAACCGCCGGCAUUAUCCUGCAGGCUCCGACGCUCUACGACACCCGGAUGCCCAUCGAUAUUAAGCUCUCGGAGAUCGCCUCGACGACGGCCAAGCCCAAUGUGGCCAGGCCCGUGUUGUAAGCGGAUC